Dictyostelium purpureum is the source of this 2082-nucleotide messenger RNA. RefSeq lists its product as uncharacterized. The coding region runs from base 1 to 2082 and encodes 693 amino acids. Lineage: Eukaryota; Evosea; Eumycetozoa; Dictyosteliales; Dictyosteliaceae. The transcript is spliced from 2 exons. The record is from RefSeq and is a predicted model, not a curated record. Gene Ontology annotation, cellular component: nucleus.
AUGAGUUACGUUAACGGUAUGUAUACAGAUAAUAAUUCCACCUGGAAUGGUACAACUUCAGCAGGAAAUAGUAGUAGUGAUUUUUGGUAUACUCCUGAUCAAACAAUUACACAAGGCGCCGAUCACAAUUCAUGGAAUUAUCAACAAACACAGCAACAACCAGUACAACAAACUCCAUCUUAUGCCCAAAUAGUUGCCAAUGCUAGUGCCAGUGGUGGUUGGGGUCAACCAUCACCACAAAAGCCAAAUACACAAAUCCCAUCUGGUCCAAAGAUUGUACCCCCACCUGCUUCAAAAAAAAAGAAAGGUAAACAACAACAACAACAACAACAACAACAGCAGCAACCAUUACAACAACAAUCACAACAGCCACAAUAUGGCCAAUAUACACAAGAACAACAACCACAAUAUGGUUCAUAUAAUCAACAAUAUGGUAAUCAAACUCCAAAUAGCGGCUAUAAUCAAGAACAACAACAAUAUGGAGACCAAUACAAUCAACAAUAUAAUCAAUAUAACCAACAAUAUCCACAACAGCAAUUUAAUCAACAAUAUAACCAACAAUAUAAUCAACAAUACAAUCAACAACAGCAACAACAACAGCAAUAUAAUCAACAAACACCACAACAGCAAUAUCCACCACAACCACAAAAUAUGAAUAGUGGCUAUUAUGAUUGGAAUCAACAACAAAACCAUUUACAAUUUAACCAACAAACCCAAACCCAAACCCAAACCCAGACUCAGACAUCAAUAAAAAAUAUUCAACCACCACAGCCACCACAACAUCAAUAUCAGGCACCAAAUAAAAAGCAACAAAAACCAAAGGAUACAUUCCAACCAAUUAAAAAAAUUACAGCAAACUCAUUAGCAACAAGUAGUUUUUUAGAAGAGGAGAAUAAUAGCUUUGGUCUCGAAAAGUCAUCAAUCCAACUCCAAACCGAGGCACCAGGAAAGAAACAAAAGUUAAAGAUAGCCUCAGCAUUUAGCGACUGGGAUAAUGACCCACCAUUACAAACAAACAAAAAUAAAGUUGAGACUUUCGAUAAUUUUGAAAUGCCAUUAGCAGUUAAAGCAAAGAAGCAGCAACAACAACAGCAACAAAUAAAGGGUAAAAGAAAAUCAACAUUUGACUCACCAACUAGUCAAAAUAAAAGAUUACAAAGAUUUGGAAAUACCCAAAGCUCAGGUAAUUCAAGUAGCUAUUCAGCUGCAAAUUUUGGUAAUAAAGAACCUUCAUAUGAUGGCUCUGAAACUAUAAAUUGGGAUACUUUAACAAUUAAAGGAACUUGUACAAAUUUAGAAAAGCAAUAUCUCAGAUUAACAUCAGCACCAGAUCCAUCAACUGUCAGACCAGAGGAGGUUUUAAAGAGAUCGCUUUUAAUGCUAAAGAAAAAGUGGAUAGAAAAAGGUGACUAUUCGUAUACUUGCGAACAAUUUAGAUCCAUAAGACAGGAUCUCACCGUCCAACGUAUAAAGAAUCGUUUUACUGUCGAAACUUAUGAAACUCAUGCCCGUUUAGCUUUGGAGAAUAAUGAUUUGGGCCAAUUUAAUCAAUGUCAAACUCAACUAUUUGAUUUAUAUAAACAACCAGGUCUUGCCUCUAGCAGUGUCAGUGAAUUUUUUGCCUACCGUUUGUUGUAUAAUAUUUUCCAAGAUAAUAGUAACGAUAUUAUUAAAACCAUUUCAGAUAUUGACAAAGAAAAAAAUAUAUCAAAGCUACCACAUAUUCAACAUGCUCUUCAAAUUAGAACCUCCAUUUACAACAAUAACUACUGCUCCUACUUCAAACUAAGUAAGAACCCACCCAACAUGGCAAGUUUCUUGUUAGAAAAGAUUACUCCACGUAUUCGAAUUCAAGCCCUUCAAAUAAUAAUAAAAUCUUAUCGUCCAAAUGUUUUAUUAUCUCAAAUUCGUGAUCUUGGUUUCAAAAGUGAAGCUGAUGCCAGAGAAUACGUAGACAGUAAUCACUUAAUUUGGGCAGAUCCAAAAACAAAAAAAGAAGUAGAUGCUAAACUUUCAGCUUCAAUUGUUAAUCAUAUGGAACCACCAGUAAUUAAAAUUGCAGCAAUUGAUGGUCGUUGGUAA